Messenger RNA from Folsomia candida, 5732 nucleotides. It is a transcript of the gene Cbl, whose product is annotated as E3 ubiquitin-protein ligase CBL-B-B. Gene Ontology annotation, biological process: cell surface receptor signaling pathway; negative regulation of epidermal growth factor-activated receptor activity. The coding region runs from base 1422 to 4421 and encodes 999 amino acids. Gene Ontology annotation, molecular function: calcium ion binding; SH3 domain binding; phosphotyrosine residue binding. The record is from RefSeq and is a predicted model, not a curated record. NCBI's taxonomy places the organism in Eukaryota, Metazoa, Arthropoda, Collembola, Entomobryomorpha, Isotomidae. Gene Ontology annotation, cellular component: plasma membrane; membrane raft. The transcript has 21 exons.
AAAACUGCCUGAUUUGUCCUCUCAUUCGAUGACUAUUGCUCCAUGUCAAUCCACAUACCGCAAAUAACAUUUACGUGGAAUGCCAAUUAAUAGUAAUGCCAGUUCAAUGUGUAAUAUGGUCAGUUGAUAAGAAGUCGUAGGCUUAAAGGCACUUGUAUAAAGCGAACUGAAAUACCGGUGCAUCAUUUACAACCAAUUUGAGUUACUUCCCAUGCUUUAAACGAUUAAAUUUAGCCGGAAAUUAAUAUUUUCAUCACGACGCGAGGCUGCAUAGUGGAUAAAAAAGGUGAGGGUUGAGUUUGAGUUGGUGGUGCUCGGAGUUGGCCGAGUUGCUUUCAUUCACGAAAUCUCGGCCGUCGGAGACGAGCAGAGAGCCUGCUGCCCACAACAUUUCAAAAAUCCUCAAACACAAAAAAACGAGGUUUUAUAAUUAUUAUGUUUUACUGGAAAUAAUACGUGGAGGAACUUUAGGACGACAAUUAAGAACAAGCAGCUGUUGUUUUUGGAUGGUGAAAAGUUUCCUCUUUGACAUUUUUUCCUUCUCUGUGAAGACAACAGCGAAUAGUUUAUUUGCGUAAAAUAUGUCGUUUAUAACAAACCCAACUUUGUUAUUUAGUGUCAAAAAUUAAAAAGUGUGUGAAAUCAUGUGUCUAUUCUCGGACAUAACUUAUAAUACAAGUGAUUGGUAAUAUUGUAUGGAUCUCGAAAGUCAUGGAUUGAUUUAACUAAAUGGAUUUGAAUUUUGGAUGCAAUUUUGAAGAGCGAGCCUCAAGACGUUGCUGGUGAGAAUCAUAUAAAUCAGUUGUUUGACUAAAUCCGUUAACACCGGCAACAAUCAUCCUCUUGAUAAAAGUCAUCAAACACAAUGGAAAUGGAUACGAGUGGAGAAUAUAAAAUCAACGCAGUACUUAGUGCAGAAGAAGAAUUGAAUAAUAUUUAAUUGAAGAAAGAGAGAGAGACGUAGGAAGAUUGCCAUUACGAGAGCAACAUCAAUGCAACAUCUUCAUAAAGUAGGAAGUUCAAGUUCGCACACUAUAUACUCACUCCGUUACUUUUGCUAUCAAUUGGUAUUGUAUUCUGAUUGUGCAUUCUAUUUGGACGCAACUCUUACAACAAGCAAGCAUUAGUAAAAAGCAACUGGUUCUUACUUACUCAGCACUCUACGCUGCUUUGUUGACCACUGAAGUGUUUUGCUACAAGUUUGAAUCUUUGAAUCUCGGUUUUUAGUGUGAGAAAUAAUUCAAAAAGACUCACUGUGGCGUAAAAAAAUACGUUGGAAGGAAACAGCUGAGUAUGACUGACUGUGCUUAAUCAGAUCUAACCACAAUUUUAUCAGAUUCAAAGAAGAAUAGUAAGAAAAAGUCGGUGCGUUUGAGUGCGUUAUAGUGAAAUUUUGAUAUCUUGCUACAAAUGUAAAGGCAAUGAAAUUAAGAGGAACAAUGGCGAGUAAUAACAAUAACAGGGACAAUAACAAGCUUCCGGCUUCUUCGCAAAAUAACAUCACUUCUCUGUUCUCCAAAAUACAUGGAGCGUUUUCGGAAGCAAUGUCCCCACCAAAGCUCAUCAUUGGUUUGGACAUCACACCUCGAAGGAUGGCCAAGACAUGGAAGCUUAUGGACAAAGUCGUUAAGCUUUGCCAACAUUCUAAAAUGAACUUGAAAAACUCUCCACCAUUCAUUCUGGACAUCUUACCUGACACAUACCAGCACUUGAGGCUAAUUUAUACAAAAUACGAGGAUAAAAUUUUAGUCCUCAACAACAAUGAGUAUUUUCGCUUAUUUAUCGAAAAUUUACAAAACAAGUGCAAGCAAGCAAUCAAGCUAUUCAAAGAGGGGAAAGACAAAAUGUUUGACGAAGCUUCACAUUAUCGAAGAAAUCUGACCAAGCUGUCUCUCGUGUUCAGCCAUAUGUUAAGCGAGCUUAAAGCUCUCUUUCCAAACGGUGUAUUUAGCGGCGAUCAGUUUAGAAUUACUAAGGGAGAUGCUUCUGAUUUUUGGAAAGCUAAUUUCGGGAAUAGAACUGUAGUGUCGUGGAAGCAAUUUCGUCAAAUCCUGAGUGCUGUUCAUCCUAUUAGUACUGGUCUAGAAGCAAUGGCCCUUAAAUCCACUAUCGAUUUGACCUGCAAUGAUUAUAUUUCGAAUUUUGAGUUUGAUGUUUUCACAAGACUCUUUCAACCGUGGUCUACAUUGCUACGAAAUUGGCAAAUUUUAGCUGUAACACAUCCUGGAUACGUAGCCUUUUUGACAUACGACGAAGUGAAAGCAAGACUUCAAAAGUACAUUACAAAGCCUGGAAGUUAUGUAUUUCGACUGAGCUGUACUCGUUUGGGUCAAUGGGCGAUAGGCUAUGUUACGGCUGAUGGAAAUAUUUUACAGACAAUUCCACAGAAUAAAUCAUUGUGCCAAGCUCUUCUCGAUGGAUAUCGGGAAGGAUUCUAUUUAUACCCUGAUGGAAGGAAUGUAAAUCCUGAUUUAUCGCUCACAGUGCAACUGACACCUGAAGAUCAUGUCAAAGUUACACAAGAACAGUAUGAAUUGUACUGUUUUAUGGGAUCAACCUUCCAACUUUGCAAAAUAUGUGCUGAAAAUGAUAAAGAUAUUCGGAUUGAACCUUGUGGCCACCUUCUAUGUACUCCAUGUUUGACUUCGUGGCAGGAGUCUGAUGGAGUGGGCUGUCCAUUUUGCAGAGCAGAAAUUAAGGGAACAGAAUCUAUCGUGGUAGAUCCGUUCGACCCUCGUCGUCAACAUAAGGCUGGAUCCACGGGGAAUUUAGUUGAUUUGGAAGAUUUGGAAGACGAGGAUGGAGGAAGCUGGAAUCAUGUUAACAACUCUUUACAAGCGCUUGCUCUUUCUCCGAGGUCAGAAACGCCAGAUACAAGGUGUUCGAGUCACAGUCCUGGAACUACGCCUCGCGAAUCGCCAAGGUCGGGACGAAAGGAUAACACCGAGUUGGACUUGGCAUUUAGGAUAAAAACACGACCGGUACCGGAGCCAUCCACCUUGGAUGCUUGCGUUGUAUCUUUCACUGAGAAUAGUGCAAGCACCAGUGGUGUUGGUAGCAGUGCGAGCAGUAAUAGCAGCGGAAGUGGUGGAACCGUAGCAAUAGGUCAAGUUCCAAAUCAGUCGUCUACAGAUGUUGGACCUCCAGCACCUCCACUUCCACCGAGAAAAGCAUCCCCAUCUAGAAUUCCGGUGCCACAGAAAGCAGAGUCCCCUCAAAUUUCAUCCAGACCAAGGGAGAAUAAAGGCGGAGAGUUUCCAAAGUCAUCACACCCUGGUCCAAAAAUACAUCCUCGACCAGAGACCAGAGUAGGAAAUGUACCAAGAAAUGGGGAUGGAGAAAUUUCAAACAGUGGAGUACAAAUUACCAAUUCAACAUCAGUAUUAGACAGAGGAGAAGCGACCGAAAACGGUUACGAUGUACCCAAAGUGCCUCAGAAUUUAAGUAGUGUUAAUCUUAACGCUGCCAGUAUUUCGUCAAGUGCUCAUCCAAUCCCUUCAAGCAAUAGUGGACCCGCAAGAAGUGCAGAGAGUUGUUUGCGAAUGCCUUGCCAACCUUCUGGUCAAAUGAGAUCCCCUGCUGUUCUCCAAGUGAAUCAAUCGCAAAUUCGCCACGCAUCAUGUCCAUCGUUAAACAAUGCACAAUCAAUUCAUCUCGUCGCACCAAAGUCUUGCCCCUCGUCGGCUGUAGUUUCACCUAAUUCUAGUCAUCAGCUUUUGUUGCCUAUUAAUAUUUCGUCGUCUCCUGUGCUUCCUAAAGCCAACCCUAACCCUAACCUUCCAUAUAAUGGAUCAAGCAACGCAUUACAACUGGGCGCUGUCGGUAGUGGAAAUAUUUCUGGUGGAAAACCUGCUCCUUCAAUCCUUCAGCCGAUGAGACAUUCCCUGCAUCCACAAUGUUCCGGCAAGGAAAGAACCCCCUCGUCAAGUUUUUCAACCAGAGUUGUGGUUAGUGGGAAAAAGUCGUCGUCGUCUGCAGUUGUGUCACAAUCCUCUGGAGAUGCUCUCGUCAUGAGCCGAAACGUGCCUAAUUCCACGAGUAAGAUAGUUCCUCUAGUUCCUGGCACAGGCACUCAAAUCAACGACUCAGCAAUAAAUGUGCCAAUGCUUUUGGCUGGUCCAAGCUCUUCUCAAUACCCGGUAGAAGUAGAAGGUCACAACUAUGAAAAUACUGGAGGAGGUGGACGGGGAUUCAGAUCACAGGACCAUAAUGAAAUGCGAGGGAAAAUGCGAGAACUUGUUGACAAAGUCGCAAUUGAUGAUUCGACAUCAUAUGAAAAUAUUAAUAUGGAUUACAUUUCACGACUAACGGGAGAGGGGUUUCCGCAAGAUUUGGUAAUUAGAGCGUUAGGAAUUAGUCGCAAUGACAUUGAGAUAUCUCGUGAUAUUUUACGUGAAUUUGGAACUAGAGCCUCAUCUUGAAAAAAAUUAAUAAUUCGCACUGUCAGCAAUACUUUCCUUGAGGAGGAGCUUCCGGGUAUGUAGUAGGGGUUCGAUUGUGUAACAUUUUGUUGAAAAUGUUAUUGUCGUCUGUUAUUGAGUCUAUUCAAGUCUAGUCUUAUGGAAAUCAAAUACGUUGUCCGUUCUGUAGGCCAACUGCCUGCUAGUGACUCGGUUCUUCUGUGUAAAUUGUUAUUUUCAAAUAAGACUGGUAAAAAAAGAGGAUGGAGCAGAACGAAUGCAAAAUAAAUAAAAUUAGCCACCACACAUGUCAGACACCUUAUACAUUAAAUAGUUUAAGAUACACACUGCACCUUAUAAAAAUCUAUGCCAAAAUCAAAGUCACAAAUCCAAGACUUAGUAAACUAGACUCGUUAUUAGUAAUCCGUAUGUAUUUAUAAUAGAUAUUGUGAAUUUUAUAUUUAUCAUAAUCGAUCUUCGCUCAGCCAUACAUAAAUAUGUAGUAAUAUUUAUUUACGGUUCUUGUAUUUUACCUCAGCGUACAAAGACCCACCUUGUCGUUGCCUGUAAUUUUUUAACUCUCGCUACAGAAUAUAGUUGCAUUAUGAUUAUAUUUAUAAACAUAAUAUUCUUAUUAAAUAUUAUGGGCAAGCACGUCAGAAAGGGGCAGUUAAGACGAGAUUGUGAAAUGCCAAGCAGAGACUGAUUCCUGAAAAAAAGUAUUUUUACAAAUUGUAACUUUUGUUCUGUCUCCACUACCACUGUUGUCUGACUGAUGAACUUUCACCACAAUAUAUACAAAAAUUAUUUACGUGACCAUCUUUUAUCCCAAUUAAACUCCAAAAUCUUGCGCUAAAUUAAUCCUUUUCUAAAGAGUUAGUUUCAUAUUAAAUUCAUUUUGAAAAUAUACAAAACUUGAGUAUUUAUGAUGAAAUUCUAUAUAGUGUACAACAAACCAUUGUUAAAAUGUAUUUUCCUUACCUUUCACUCUCUGUAAAUAUAGUCAAUGCAAUGCCAAAAGGGUAUGUAACUAUCUUUUUACGUACACAUGUCGCCACCAUACUAUACGUCUAAAAAUAUUGUGAAUCACCACUUGACAAAGGUAUAUAUGUACAUGGUUCUAACUACUAAAACCAUUUUAACGUUCAUAUUCGCCUCGUUCAAUAAUUACUACAUAUGCAAUUCUCCCUGUAAUACUUACAUGUAUAACCCAACAAGCAACCCCAAACUUUCAGCGUAAUAAUGUUGAUAAUUAAAAAGUUCGACCAAUUACUGUGGUAGUUGGUGAUUUAUUAUUAAAUGAAAUAUAAUAAAUAUAUGCUUUGUCAAAUA